AUGGCAACUUGGACCGUUAUCCUCAGGACUGUUUUGUUCUUUCUAUCGCUGGCAAUGUUGCUCGCGUCACUUGCCCUGAUCGCUGUUGGAUUCUGGAUGCGUUAUGACAACUCAUUCGACACAGAUCUUAAAAAUGUGAUCUAUCAGUACGAUGAUCCGAAAACUCUUGCAGAUGCUAAAUUCAAUAUUCGAGUUUGGCUAAUUGUUGUCUUUUGGAGUAUAAUUGGAUUGUCUCUAGGAGCAGUUGUCACUGCAAUAUUUGGAAUGAUUUCGUCUGUUUGGAGCAAGAGAAGAGGACUCAUGAUUACAUAUCUUUUUUUGAUUAUUGUUCUUGUUGUCCUGGAAAUUGGAUCAGGAAUUGCAAUGCUUAUUAGAAGAAAUUCACUGCGUGAUGCCACAAAUGCAUUGGUCAAUGCAAUCUACACUUCAAAUUCUGUCAAUGAUAUUAAAAUUAUCCAGAAUACGUAUUCUUGCUGCGGUGCCCAAAACAAUGUUUUCAAUGUUAUGUACUGUGGGUCAAUGAGCUCCCUGCCCUACUGUGACGUGACAGUAUUCAACAGCGUGGACAAUACAAUGAUGAUUUCUGGAAUAAUCUUUUUGGUUGUGCUCAUUCUUCAAGUCAUUGCUACCAUUGUCCCAGUUCCAGUUCUGAUUUCGAGACGUAAAUCGAUCACGUACAGUUAUGAACCAGCGGAAGUUUCCCGUUUCUAA
Messenger RNA from Caenorhabditis remanei, 711 nucleotides. RefSeq lists its product as uncharacterized. Lineage: Eukaryota; Metazoa; Nematoda; Chromadorea; Rhabditida; Rhabditidae. The transcript is spliced from 5 exons. Gene Ontology annotation, cellular component: membrane. The record is from RefSeq and is a predicted model, not a curated record. The coding region runs from base 1 to 711 and encodes 236 amino acids.